This is a messenger RNA of Ochlerotatus camptorhynchus, 3514 nucleotides long. It is a transcript of the gene dap, whose product is annotated as dacapo. NCBI's taxonomy places the organism in Eukaryota, Metazoa, Arthropoda, Insecta, Diptera, Culicidae. The transcript has 3 exons. Gene Ontology annotation, cellular component: nucleus. Bases 747 to 1514 code for a protein of 255 amino acids. The record is from RefSeq and is a predicted model, not a curated record. Gene Ontology annotation, molecular function: cyclin-dependent protein serine/threonine kinase inhibitor activity. Gene Ontology annotation, biological process: regulation of cell cycle.
UCGGAAGCGUCAGUUGAGUCGAAGGUGUUCGCCGGUUUCUCCCGUUCAUACUGCGACGGUAUCGACCUUGUUUCCAAGAGUAGUGUUGUGCAAAUUGGAGUGGAUUGUUCCCGGAAAAUUUGGGCGAUUGUUCGCUGUUUUGGAGUUUGGAAAUGCGAUUUUUCCAGUGACUUAUAGUGUGAAGUGACGUUCUGAACGUGGAUAAAGUGAAAUUCUUGGCAAAAUAUCGAGAUUUUGUUGCGUAAAUACAAUCUACUAGAGGUUACAGCAGUGACAAAAAAGUGACGUCACGUUCGAGAGUAAUUAUAUUUUGGUAUAAAUUCGGCCGAAAAAGGGUUUUGAAUUGACGAAAACUAUUCGUAACAAGUGUGGAUGCAUGAAUUCUAGUUGCUGGUUCGACAAAUUAUAUGGAAAACGGAGUUUUGUGAACGAAAAUCUGUGAUUUUCUCCUGCAACGAACAUAACCUCAAACAUAAAUAUAAAUACACGAAGCCUAGUUGGUGGUGUUCGUCAGCAAACGAGUGAGCGAAGAAGCGAAUCAACUCCCUUGCUUUGUGUCGAGUUCGGUGUGUAUCGCAUCAAAAUAUUUUUAUUUUUCCGACCCUCGGUUGCGAAGACAAGUGGGAGCAAAAUAAGAAAAUAAAUUAGAGUGUGAAUUUUGUACGCACACCUCGGAAAGGGGAAUCAAUUAUUACAAACAGUAACACAAUUCCAAUUUGACUUUUCGAGAAGAUUCAGAAGCAAACAUGAGUGCCAAAGUGUGUAAUCCGAUGGCGAUGUCGGAGCUACGAACUCUGGCCACUGUCCGGAAGCCGCUUUCCAGCAGUAUAUCCGUGGCCAGAGUCAAGAGGGACCUUUUCGGUCCGGUUGACAAGCAGGAAUCGAAGAAUUUCAUCGAUCGCGAGCUGGCUGCUCACACCGAAGCCCUCAGCAAAAAGUGGGGCUUCGACUUUGGCGCCGGUCAACCGCUGAAGAACCACGAGAAGUAUCAGUGGGAACGUGUUCCGCCGACUUUGGUUCCGACUUGUUUCACCGCAAUGAUGACCAUAUCGCGAGAGGCCCACGUAAUGCCACCAAGCUCCACAGCCUCCGAGGAUUUGCUGGAUCAGCGUGCCGAGCGGGAAAAUGGCAACGUCUAUCAGCGAUCGAUCAUGGGCUUACCUGCCUCCGUUUCUGGAUCAGACUCCGAAUCAGACUGUAGUUUCGAUACGGUUAGGACAUAUCCUCUGGUUCUACGCAGCGAGACCUCUGCCCUCACCGCUACAGCUGCAGUGACCACCUCCACCACCACCGCCACCAGCAGUAACAGUAGCUCGUCCUUCCCAGCGUCGGCCAACCGAGCGAAGCGGCAACAACGAAUCACAGACUACCUGAAAGAACGCAAACGCCUAUCGACCAGCUCUCCGAAGUCGAGCGUAGCCAAGAAGGCCCGCCACAUGCUAGCGUCCUCCUCCUCCGCCACCGCCUCCAGUAUGACAUCGAGUGCAGCAGCUGCCCAACAGGAUCACCAGUAGAACAACGGGAACAAACAUUGCACCGGACUAUUGUACAACUAUCUGAGAAUGUUGACUUUGUCGCAGUUUUUUGUGCUGCGAUAAUUGGCAAUGUCCGAUCUCAAUCAGACAUACAACCACUCUUUUUUUUUCGUGUUAGAGUUAGUAAAUCUAAAUCGUAUAAGUAUUUUUAUACGAAUAUUUUAGCAAGUGGUAAGAUUUUCGGCUAGACAAACAAAAAGCAUCAAAAAGAUAACAUUUUAUGGAAGGCAAACUGAAAGACCGCAGAGCUACUCCAGUUCUGGGUUUUCAAGAGCAAAAUGCCAUUCAUUUUUAUAUUUAAUUGUAUUAUGAUAGGCAUAACGAUAUCAAUUGUAAGCUGGUUUUUUUCUUCUUCUUUCUUUUGUUUCGAUUUGUAACAUCGAACUGGAAGCGGUCUUGGAGGGAAUGAUUCACUAUAGGGAAAGGCGAUGAGCUUUUCAAGAGAGAGAUAUAUGUGUAUUGAAUUAAACACAACCAUGGAAAGGAUUUUGAGUAUACUUAUCUCUGUGAUUGCAUUCCUGGCGGUAGAAAUCUUGGAAUUUUAUUUUUGUACAUAUUUAACCUAGAAAAAGAACUUAAAAUAUAUGUUUAAUUGUUAUAUAUUUCCUUCAAUUUAUGUAGGGUAACGUGAGGCACGAUGGGUCAGCUAGUAAAUGUAUUAAUUCAUUUGUCAAAAUCAACAGGUUAAAUGCAACCCCAAUGAUAGUUUGCUUUUUUUGGGGCUACAUUGAGCCUGUUGAUGUUGACAAUCAAAAACAAAAUCAAGUAGAUGACCCGUGUUGCCCCGUCAUCCUUCGUAUCCCACCUUAUACUACAUGGAAAGUUGUAUCGCUUAUCUGCUUUAGAAACUCAAUAAUUGAAUAUGUAAAACUGUUAGGUGAUACAACUGCUGACCAUGGUAAGGUUUUUCUUAUUUCGAAUGAUGUAUGUAAAUAUGUUCGCGUAAUUUAAAACUCUUAACUUUCCUGAAGUUGUGAUUUUUCUCGCAAACUACCGUUAGUUAUUUAUGGCUUAAGAAAAUUGAAGCUCUAGGAUUAUCGUCGCUUUGCAUGAUAAUAUUGUCAUUUUAGUUUUCGAUUCUAGUUGGCCAUCAUUCUAACGUUGCAAGAAUGGAUUGCAGCUUCAAAUAAGUUUUGUGUUCCAUCAUCAACAAGGUCAAAAACUCUUAAGAAUGCUUCCACCUCAACGUCCCAGCUCGGCGUUCAUCACUCGGAACGAUCUCAAAAAGAUGCCUGUUGCAAUACCAUUUUUUCUCCGGACUAGACCAAUACCCACUCUGCAAUAAACGAUUUUGAGUGCAAUACCACCGUUUGAUAGCGCAGCGGUAUGGUUGGUUGUACUUCGGAAGCAUUCGAAAGACUUUUUGAUUAAUUAGGUGGGUUAGCCAACACUCUUCUGGUUUGGUGAGCAAUCCGCCGUGAAAAAAAAAACUUAUUUUGUGAGUGUGCCAAAUGUCACGCGGGUUGUCCCAACCGGAGGAGGUUACAUCGCAUUUGUCGUUAGUAUAUAAGUACCUACUAAAAUAAAAGCCCUUCAAAGCAAAAAGUCAAGCUGUGUCGUUCGACUUUCGGAUUUCCGGAGAAUCGAAGUUUGAAAUUCGCGUUAAAUAAGUUUUCUUUUAUGUUUGCUUUCCGUACAUUACCAACUAGUAAACCGUACUAGAAAAGCGACGCAGAUAAUCAACCUUAUUCUGUAUUCGGUUCGAAACGUAUUUACCAUACAAACAAAAUUAUGGGAAAUCCGUCCGAAUGGAAUUGAGGAUAGGGGUGAGUAUUGGACCGAGCUCCAAACAAAUAAUCUUAUUUAUUUUUUCUCUACAUCUGAAAAGUUUUUUUUUUUACUUUAUUUUAAUCAACGAAAUAAUAAGGUCGUAAGUUAUAUCUUUUAAGAAAAUCGAAAUUGAUUUAAAAAUCGGAUAGUAGAUAAAUCCAUAUUAAACACAACAACUUGAGCAACAAAGAUUUUUCAACAAUAAAGCU